Messenger RNA from Anopheles stephensi (Asian malaria mosquito), 729 nucleotides. It is a transcript of the gene IscU, whose product is annotated as iron-sulfur cluster assembly scaffold protein IscU. Gene Ontology annotation, molecular function: 2 iron, 2 sulfur cluster binding; ferrous iron binding. The transcript has a single exon. The record is from RefSeq and is a predicted model, not a curated record. Gene Ontology annotation, cellular component: cytoplasm; mitochondrial matrix. Gene Ontology annotation, biological process: intracellular iron ion homeostasis; iron-sulfur cluster assembly. Lineage: Eukaryota; Metazoa; Arthropoda; Insecta; Diptera; Culicidae. Bases 126 to 572 code for a protein of 148 amino acids.
GUCAAUCACAACACCACAACGCAAUUGUUUGUCGAAGUGUGCGAUCGAGUUGCGGGACAGCUCCGUGAAAAAUAUACACCAAUCUCGUUCCAAAUUCGUUUGUGGGUCGGAAAUUCAUCAUCAUCAUGUCUCUCCCGCGUAACAUCAGCACGCUGUUGAAGGUUUCGCGUGCACGCAGCGUCCCGUGCGCUCUGUACCAUCAGAACGUCCUGGAGCACUACGAAAACCCCCGGAACGUCGGUUCGCUUGAUAAGAAGGACAAGAACGUCGGCACCGGCCUGGUCGGUGCUCCGGCCUGCGGUGAUGUCAUGAAGCUGCAGAUCAAGGUGGACGAAAAUGGCAAAAUCGUCGACGCCAAGUUCAAGACGUUCGGGUGCGGUUCGGCCAUCGCUUCGAGCUCGUUGGCCACCGAGUGGGUGAAGGGCAAAACGCUCGAUCAGGCUGGUCAGCUGAAAAAUACGGACAUCGCCAAGGAACUGUCCCUGCCGCCGGUCAAGCUGCACUGCUCGAUGCUGGCGGAAGAUGCCAUAAAGGCAGCGCUGGAGGAUUACAACAAGAAGCAGAAGAAGUAAGGCGGGAGCGGGUCCAUCAUGCAUUCGGCUCGAGUGUACGACGGAGGAUGACGGUGGUUGUAUGAUAAGGAAAUGCUAUGUAUUAGUUUGUAUGUUUGGACUUUCUGUAUGCUUAGUCAAUAAACCUUCUAUAAUGCUGUUGAAUAAGUAGCACAAA